Paramormyrops kingsleyae is the source of this 2713-nucleotide messenger RNA. It is a transcript of the gene mcoln2, whose product is annotated as mucolipin TRP cation channel 2. Gene Ontology annotation, cellular component: membrane. The record is from RefSeq and is a predicted model, not a curated record. Lineage: Eukaryota; Metazoa; Chordata; Actinopteri; Osteoglossiformes; Mormyridae. Gene Ontology annotation, molecular function: NAADP-sensitive calcium-release channel activity.
GACUAAUGCCGUGACGUGAAGUGUCCUACAAAAAUUAACCUGUGGGAUCAUUUAUGUUUCCCCCUAGUCAUUAUUCUGCAUGGCAACAUUCACACUGACAGCUGAGAACCAGGAUGUUUUAACGUGAACAAGCGAUUGAAGGUAUAUUUAGAGAAUCGUGCCCCCUCCAGGCCACGGACAGUGCCCGGCGAAGGGUGAGUGGCACCGGGUAGGUGCUGCAACCACGUGACAGAACACGUUGCACUUUAACACGGUUUGGAGCGAGAUACAGCGGGCUGAUCGCUGGCUGCGGGGUCCGGCCAGCUGCACUUACUGGGGUGUGAUGUGAGCACUCCCACACCGAAAUGGAGUUUCUUGUAAGAUACAGUGAAGCAAGUGAUUCGAUACGUACCACAAUAAGCUCUGAUAUGUUAGAGGAUGAGGAAAAGGCAUUAAGGGAUGACCUAAAAUACUACUUCAUGAGUCCCUGUGAGAAGUACAGGGCACGUGGGCAGAUCCCAUGGAAGCUUGGAGUUCAGAUACUGAAAAUCAUUAUGAUCACCACACAGCUUAUCCUUUUCGGCUUGAACAAUCAACUUGUGGUUUCCUAUAAGGAGGAGAACACGGUGGCUUUCAAGAGUUUAUUCCUGAAAGGCUACACCGGUGUUGAUGAAGAUGAUUACAGCAUCGCCCUAUACACGCAGCAGGCAGUUUCCGACAGUCUGUUCCACGUGAUAGAGCAAUAUGCCCAGUUAAAGGACCUCUCCGUUGGACCGGUGAAUUAUGCUCAGAAAGAUGACACGUGGUGGCCCAUCAAGAUCUGCAAAGAGCACUACGAGAAAGACAGCGAAGAAUUAUACAACAUCAAAGCCCAAACUGAAAAAAUUUGCUUGGAAUUCAAUCCAGUCACGCUGAAUGAUGACAGAUGGAAGCGUGACAACGCGUCUUUCUUUGUGCUGGAUUUUUACAGGCUGGUCAACGUUAAGAUCACGUUCAGGCUGAAAGCAGUCAACCUCCAAACGAUCCAAGUGCGCGAACUACCGGACUGUUAUGAUUUUCUCGUCACGAUUGCUUUUGAUAAUCACUGCCACAGUGGACAAAUCAAAGUGUACUUUGAUAUCAAUGCUCUCAGCAGCAUAUGCAAAAACUGGAAGAUUUCCGGAACAGCCCAGAAGAACCCGCAUUAUCUUCUGGUGUUUGAUAGCAUCAUUAUUAUGGUCUGUCUGUCAUCUGCGGUGCUCUGCACUCGCUCUAUCUUCCUGGCAGUGAAGCUGCUGCAGAGGUUUUCCAGGUUUUUCCACGUGAACUUUAAACGCGUGGUGUGUGAGGACGACCAACGCGAGUUCUUGAACGGCUGGUACGUCAUGGUCAUCAUCAGUGAUUCUUUGGCCAUAGUGGGGUCUAUCUUGAAGAUGGAAAUACAGUCCAAGAAUCUCACAAGCUAUGAUGUCUGCAGUAUCUUCCUUGGAACGUCCACGUUGCUGGUGUGGGUGGGAGUGAUCAGAUACUUGGGCUACUUCCAGAAAUAUAAUGUGCUCAUCCUCACCAUGAAGGCCGCCUUCCCCAAGGUCCUGCGCUUCUGCUGCUGUGCAGGCAUGAUCUACCUCGGAUACACCUUCUGCGGCUGGAUUGUCCUUGGACCUUACCAUGAAAAGUUUGAGGGCUUGAGCCGAGUCGCCGAGUGCCUGUUCUCCCUGGUGAACGGGGACGACAUGUUCCCCACGUUCGCUCAGUUCCAGGAGAAGAGCAUCCUGGUCUGGCUCUUCAGUAGGGUAUACCUCUACUCCUUCAUCUCGCUCUUCAUCUACAUGGUGCUCAGCCUCUUCAUUGCUCUCAUCACCGACUCCUACGAAACCAUAAAGAAUUACCAGAAGAAUGGUUUUCCUAUGACUGACCUUCAGAAGUUCCUGAGCGACCAGAGGGAUUUUCCUUGCUCUGAGGGACCAAGAGAAAUCAACUACUGGGGGCUUUGCUGCUGCAAAAGGCUCCCGAAAGAUGAUGGUAUCUUGCUUAUCUGCUGAAAAUGGCUGUUCUGGAUGGCAGGAAAUGAGGGUGGACCUCUCUGAGUUUGAGACCAAAAACACAGAUAUCACUGGGGGUUGGGCUGGGCUAUGCUGAAGAACACGGCCACCUGAGAACCCAGAGACGACCUAAGACACCUGAAUGUUGAAUGCUACAUAUUGCUGGUCAACAGCAGAACUGGAUAGUUCAGAUCCAGAAAGUAAAAAUCCAGACCAAGAUUUUGUUUAAACAAAGUCAUAAUCCUCAAUGAGUUGGUUGAAACCAAAAUCUUGGUCUGGAUUUUUACUUUCUUGACAUGAACUAUCCACCUCUGGUCAACGGUAGCCUUUCAAGCUCAGAAUACACAUUUAUUCACUGCAAAAGGGAUUACUGUGCCUGGUGAUUUAUAGGGUCAAUCAGUCAUAAUGCAAAGGCAAUUUUUGCCCUCUGUAGGCAGAAAGAUGUUGACCCCAAGGUCCUGGUGCGAUGCUCUGAUUUGCUGAUGGUUUCUCUUGCCCGUUAGUCAGUUGUUUUAUACAUAUUUGCAAUCUGUAUAUUUGUAUUGGCGUGCUACCUGCAUAGGUGCACCUUUGCUGAAAAGUGCAAUAAUUUCUGUUCACGUCUUGCUUGAUCUCAAUGGAGACUGAAUAUACUUAAGUGUUUACACCAAGCUGUACGUGUGCACCGAGUCUUGCUUUGCCUGUGUCUGCAUAAAAGCUGUUGUGUCUUUUAA